AUGCUCCUUCAGGCGCUGCUGGUUCUGUCCGCGGUGGUGGUGGCGGUGGCCGCUCCGGACGGCACCGGGAAGGUGGAAGCGCCAUGCGUCGGUAUCGAUCUCGGCACGACAUACUCGGUUGUGGGCGUGUGGCAGAAGGGAGAUGUGCACAUUAUCCCGAACGAUAUGGGCAACAGUAUCACGCCGUCCGUAGUGGCCUUCACGGAGACUG
Trypanosoma cruzi is the source of this 211-nucleotide messenger RNA. RefSeq names its product heat shock protein 70, putative. The transcript has a single exon. Lineage: Eukaryota; Euglenozoa; Kinetoplastea; Trypanosomatida; Trypanosomatidae. The annotation marks the transcript as partial. Gene Ontology annotation, molecular function: ATP-dependent protein folding chaperone; ATP binding. The record is from RefSeq and is a predicted model, not a curated record.